UCAAGCGCCACGCCAGCCCGCCCGCGUCCAUGCAGCCCCGCCAGCAACCGUUGCCCGCGCCUGGGCCCGGGGGCCCGCGGCCCCUCACCCCGCCGCUAGCGCUGCUGCUGUUGCUCGCCCUCCGGGGGGCGGGCGCGGCACCCGCGGGGUCCUGGGAGCCCGAGGACUCUGGGUGGGUCCAGGACGCGGAGUUCCCGAGCAGGCUCCUGCAGCAGGCGGCGCGCGCGGCGCUGCACUUCCUCAACUUCCGCGUGGGUUCGCCCAGCGCCCUGCGAGUGCUGUCCUCGGUGCAGGAGGGGCGCGCCUGGGUUAAUUCAAAGAAGGAAAGUCAAGUUGAUCUGGUGUUCACCACAGAGCGCUAUCACCCAGAGGAAGGUGAGGAGGAACCUUUGAGUAAGUGUUCUGCUCGAGUGAUUUUCAAGAAUGAGAAGCCCAGACCGGCCAUUAAUGUCACCUGUACACGGUUCAUGGAGAAGAGCGAAAGACAACAAGCGGAUUACCUGCUUUACAAACAUAUGAAGCAACUUAAAAACCCCUUGGAUGUAGGCAGCAUACCCGACAGUUACGGACAUAUCGAUCCCUCUCUGAGGCCCAUGUGGGAUUUGGCCUUCCUUGGCAGCUCUUACGUGAUGUGGGAAAAGACAACGCAGUUUUUACAUUACUACAUGGUACAGCUCAGCGGCGUGAAGCAGUGGAAAACAGAUGAUAAUGCGAUUGACUUUGAUUAUACUGUUCUGCUCCAUGAAUUCUCAACACAGGAAAUCAUCCCCUGUCGUAUUCACUUGGUCUGGUACCCUGGCAAGCCCCUCAAGGUGAAGUACCACUGUCAGGGGCUUCAGGCACCAGAAGAAGCCUCUGGAACUGAGGAAGGAUCUGCGGUGGCGCCAACAGAACUCAGUAAUUUCUGAAAAAAAAAUCUGCUUAUCCCAAAAUUUUAGAAUCCCAAAAUGACUGUGCUAAAUAGCCUAAAUCAUUAUUCUAGUAAAAUAGCUAAGGUAUAAGGCUUUCCAAUAAUUCAGGAAAGCCUGUGAUGCUCAAAAGUGAAAAGAUGCUGAGAUUUUUUAAAAGAUAAUAAAUGUAUUUCAAUGAAUGCAAAUUGUAGGAAAAGUGUUGUAUGUUUAAAAGGAAUUUUACUACUUCUUAUGAUUUCAAGCAAAGUAUUCUUAUAACUUGAUAGCUUUUAAAUAAAGGCUUACAUUUCUAAAUAAA
This is a messenger RNA of Pteronotus mesoamericanus, 1209 nucleotides long. RefSeq names its product retinoic acid receptor responder 1 (gene RARRES1). NCBI's taxonomy places the organism in Eukaryota, Metazoa, Chordata, Mammalia, Chiroptera, Mormoopidae. The transcript is spliced from 6 exons. The coding region runs from base 30 to 908 and encodes 292 amino acids. Gene Ontology annotation, molecular function: metalloendopeptidase inhibitor activity. The record is from RefSeq and is a predicted model, not a curated record.